CGACGACAGACAAUCCCCACGGCGAUGCAAACAUGCUGGUCUCAUCCAGCCUCUACCGCUUUCCGGUCCCUGAGGCGAAUCUCAACAAUUCGAGUUUCUUCAAGAAGCAUUUGUAGAGUCGCCAAUGUAUCCACGACCCCACCUUUUGGGUGCAGAAGCAUCCAUUCGGUGACGACGAGCAUUCCAAAAAUGCCCGGCCCAAUUAGCCCUAUUCCGCAACGACAGAUUCGCAACUUUCAUGCUUUUCCCGCUAUGGCGCAGCGGGCGUAUAUCGCCUUGGGUAGCAACCUUGGCGAUCGGGUCACGGCCAUUGAAAAGGCCCUGAGGCACAUGGAGGCUGGGGGGAACAUCAAAGUCCUCAGAACGAGUAGCCUUUGGGAGACACAGGCCAUGUAUGUUCUGGACCAGAACAAGUUUAUCAAUGGAGUUUGCGAAAUUGAGACUACGCUGCCUCCCAUGCAGCUCCUGGAUGAACUUCAGGCAAUUGAGAAUAAAAUGGGAAGAGUGAAAGUGAUUGACAAGGGACCAAGGAACAUCGACCUUGAUAUUCUACUCUACGGAGACCACGUGCUAUCGAAUGAACGGCUCCAGAUCCCUCACAAGCUGAUGCUUGAAAGGGAGUUUGUCCUCCGGCCACUGUGCGAACUCAUCCCCCAAGCAACCCUCCCUCCCCAAUCCUCCCUUCCACGAACCACUCUCCAAGAGCACCUCUCCGCCCUCCCUCCUCAAGAAACUCCCAUCUCCCCUCUCACUCCCCUCGCACUCUCCCAAUCCUCUACCCCCGACAUGCCCACGCUGACCCCCUACUCCCCCUCUCGCCGCACCCUCAUCAUGUCCAUCCUCAACCUAACACCCGACUCCUUCUCCGACGGCGGCCGCCACUUCAACCUCCCUCCCUCCACCCUCAUGCAAACCAUCCACUCGCACCUCGCCUCCGGCGCCCACAUCCUCGACCUAGGCGGCCAAUCCACCCGUCCGCACGCCCCCCAAGUCUCGGCAGAAGAAGAACUCUCCCGCCUCCUCCCCGCCCUGAAGACAAUCACCUCCCUCGCCGAAACCCGCAACACGGCUAUCAGCAUCGACACGUACCGCGCCUCGGUCGCCCGCGCCGCCGUCCAAGCAGGCGCCCACAUCAUCAACGACGUCAGCGCGGGACUCCUGGAUCCCGACAUGCUCCCCACGGUCGCAGAACUGGGCUGCACCAUCUGCCUCAUGCACAUGCGUGGCAACCCGGAUACCAUGAACGACCUAACUUCCUACCCGGACGGCGUCAUCCACGGCAUCGGCCGCGAACUCCUGGAUCGUGUCCGCGAGGCUGAAAAGGCGGGGAUCAGGCGCUGGCGCAUCAUCCUUGAUCCGGGCAUCGGGUUCGCCAAGACGCAGGACCAGAAUCUCGAGGUUCUGCGCAGGUUGGAUGAUCUCAGGCGGUAUCCUGGAUUGGAGGGAUUCCCGUGGCUCAUAGGUACGAGUAGGAAGGCGUUUAUAGGGAGGAUUACCGGGGUCGAGGAGGCGCGAGAGAGGACGUGGGGGACGGCGGCGGCGGUGACGGCGGCGGUCCAAGGUGGUGCGGAUGUCGUGAGGGUGCAUGAUGUGGGGGAGAUGGCGAAGGUGGUCAGCAUGGCGGAUGCGAUUUGGAGGGUGUAAGUAAAAGUGGGGCUAGAGGGAGAUGUAGGAUGUUUUGAGUAAAAUCAUUUCAAGUUGGAAAUCCAGGCGCAUGAUGUGCAUGGGAAAGGCACUUGCGGUCGGCGUGCUCGCAGCGUCUCUUUCAACAAGAAAGCUGAGACAGAACCUCGUAAGUAAGCAUCACGAGGCAACAACCACGGAAAAAAUUCCAUCAGUAGGUCGUAUUCAAGUAUCUGCAGCACGGGUAACCUCCACAUAAAGUCCGCA
This is a messenger RNA of Westerdykella ornata, 1890 nucleotides long. Its product is annotated as folic acid synthesis protein-like protein. Lineage: Eukaryota; Fungi; Ascomycota; Dothideomycetes; Pleosporales; Sporormiaceae. Gene Ontology annotation, biological process: tetrahydrofolate biosynthetic process. Gene Ontology annotation, molecular function: dihydropteroate synthase activity; 2-amino-4-hydroxy-6-hydroxymethyldihydropteridine diphosphokinase activity. The transcript is spliced from 3 exons. Gene Ontology annotation, cellular component: mitochondrial envelope. Bases 190 to 1644 code for a protein of 484 amino acids. The record is from RefSeq and is a predicted model, not a curated record.